Molecule: messenger RNA, 1687 nt
Organism: Platichthys flesus (European flounder)
Lineage: Eukaryota; Metazoa; Chordata; Actinopteri; Pleuronectiformes; Pleuronectidae
Gene: ccdc28a
Product: coiled-coil domain containing 28A
Exons: 6
Coding region: 179-748 (189 amino acids)
Source: RefSeq, a predicted model, not a curated record
CCCACUAAAACAGGAAGUUCGCACUUUUAGUUUGAAGGCUAGUUAGCCAGCUAGCCUGCUGCUAGCUACACAGGGAGGUCGCAGUGAUCCAGGGAAUGUUUUAAUCGCGUUGACAACCGGCCAGUGUCCCCGCUAACAGAGGUUUUAGUCGGAUGCAACUGCACCGUAACAUGAAGCCAUGGAGGAGCGGAAGCUAAAGAGAAAAAGCCCCAGGACCUCCACCAGCACCGCGGCUCCGACCGGGGGCUCCGGCCGGAAGAGCAGCUCUUCCACCGGGGGAAGGCGCGUCGGCUCCGGCUUCAACGCUGGAACCAACCAGAAGAGCAAGAGGAGGGGAGUCCGAGACAAAGCCAGGUGUCAGGCGGGUUCGGGGACUAAACCGAAUCCGAACCAGGGCCCAGGGGCACCGAUCAUCCAGCACUCCUUUCUGACGGAUGUGUCGGACGUGCAGGAGAUGGAGAAAGGCCUGCUCGGUCUCCUCAAUGACUUCCACUCAGGGAAACUACAAGCAUUUGGCAACGAGUGCUCCAUCGACCAGAUGGAGCAGGUGAGGGAGAUGCAGGAGAAGCUGGCCCGCUUGCACUUUGACCUCUAUGGCGAGGUGGACGAGAUGCCGGAGGACCAGAAGAAAACGGCCUCAGACACCAACAUGGACAAGUUACUUCAGAAUCUCGAGGAGCUGAGUUCUUCAAUUCAGAAGCUGAAUCUCGCCGAUUCCCAAGAGAUCCCGAGGACCGCCAGCAUGUGACUUCCUCUCCUCUCGUCGUUUCUCAACAUCAUCUGAUCGAUUUGUAUUAUGCCACACACAGAGGAGGCGGAGUUAAAGCUGCUCACCAGCGUUCCCUGUCUGCACAGCGCGAUGGAUGUAUCGUAAGAUGUCCGAAUAAGGAUGCACCGACACCAACAGUGGCUUUGGUGCAUCCCUAUUGUGGCUUCUUGAAAGUCAAGUUGACGUCAGUUCCCUGGUUUCCUUUGCUAACCAAAGCGAAGCCGACGAUUGGAAUGGAACUUUUCCUUUUUUUUUAAACUCACUCUGCACUUUGUCACAUAUCUUGUCACAGGGGGGAGUCGUGUCUGUCAUGUCACUCACUCAUCACCCCGUCGAUACAUGUUUGAACGUAGAACCUAAAACAACAUAGAACCUGAAACCCAAGUGUGGGUCUGAUCUGUGAGAUUAUAAAAAGUUUAAUAUGUCGUAGUCGAAUUGUUAAAAUCAGCCAAAAAUAACGUUGACGGGAGAAACUUUACUAAAUUUCCAGUCUGUGAUAUUUGCAUUUGAUUUCUUGCUACAUCGUGAGUGGCCUGAUUUCACCUCCAGCAUGCUGCUCGCUCAGUGUUGAACAUUUUUGCACAUAUCCAUGCAACAUGCUUAGCCCACUCAUCGGGGUUGUGUGGGUCGGACACUAUAGGAGACGGAUUAAUCCAAAUGUCGACAGCACACCCAGGCCUUAACAUUUUGAUUUAAUCUUGUUUGCCUUGUCUAACCUGUUGAUAGACCGCGUAGGUUCCGAUUCUGAUGAUGUAAUCAUUUUUUAUGCUGCUUUUUGAUUGUAAAUUCAACUUCAUUCUUUCACAUCAUAUUUUAACCAGUGUUGGGGGGGGGGGGGGGGUGUUUGAAGGGUUUUACUGUUUUAACUGUUUGCUGGAUUUAGCUUUUAUGGACUUGUUAAUAAAUGUGAUGUCUGAC